CAAUUUAAGGGCCAGAGAGGAGACUAGUCUCUUCCCUUCCUCACAGACACCAGCUUCACUCUCACAAAGAAACACACAGACAUUUCCCAUUUUCCACCAUACACUUUCAGAAAGAAACGUUCUUUUGCUUUGCUGCACAGCAAUGGCAAGACCCCAGCAACGAUACCGAGGCGUACGACAAAGGCAUUGGGGCUCUUGGGUCUCUGAGAUUCGCCACCCUUUACUAAAGACUAGAAUUUGGUUGGGAACAUUUGAGACGGCUGAAGACGCAGCCAGGGCUUAUGAUGAAGCUGCCAGGCUUAUGUGCGGACCUAGAGCCAGGACCAACUUCCCUUACAACCCAAAUGCGUCUCAGUCCUCUGCCUCAAAGCUUCUCUCCCAAACUUUGACGGCUAAACUCCACAGGUGCUACAUGGCUUCACUCCAAAUGACCAAAUCAACCCCACUCAAGCCCCAGCUGUCCUAUGUUGACACAAAAAAUGUUGGCAUUGCUGAGAAUGAGAAACCCAGCAUUGAAGUGCCAGAGAAGAAACCAGCACUAACAGCUGAGCCUAAACAAGAACAAGAGCAAGAGCCAAAUUGGGGAUUUGUGAAUAAAGUCAAAGUGGAGAGCACCCAAGAUGAAGAAUCCAUAGAGCCUCUUGAAGAUGACCACAUUGAGCAGAUGAUUGAGGAGUUGCUCCAUUAUGGGUCCAUUGAGCUAUGCUCUGUUGUCACACCACCACAACCACCUCAGGCCUCUCUAAUUUAAAGCCCCAAAACCUCACUCAAUCCCAGCCAAUUAAUAUUUAAGUAUCCUAUUUCUUUCUCUGCCAAUGCAAACCCAUUUAGCAGAUUUAACCCCAAUUUUAUCUUCAGCUCUAUAACUCCAUUAGCUAGAUCUCCUUCAAUUAAUUAGGACUUGCUAGCUAGCUCCUGAGUAACCCAUUUGAUGAUAGCAUCAUGCUAUUGCUAUAUGUACAUUGUUUAUUUAUCUAUUUUGUAUAAUAUUAUUCCAUGCUUUAUUUA
Rosa rugosa (rugosa rose) is the source of this 1008-nucleotide messenger RNA. Its product is annotated as ethylene-responsive transcription factor ERF003-like. The record is from RefSeq and is a predicted model, not a curated record. NCBI's taxonomy places the organism in Eukaryota, Viridiplantae, Streptophyta, Magnoliopsida, Rosales, Rosaceae. The transcript is spliced from 2 exons. Gene Ontology annotation, molecular function: DNA-binding transcription factor activity; DNA binding. Gene Ontology annotation, biological process: regulation of DNA-templated transcription. Bases 143 to 751 code for a protein of 202 amino acids.